AUGUCCACUCCAAAGCCUCUCCAGACUUCCUUGCCUGGGCGGGAUCGUGUGCCAUCAGCCAAAGUUCUUGACAAGAACAAUGGUGAAGCUCCCAAUGCACGUCACAAGCGUGGGAUGACUGUGAAGCAUGUCCUCGAGCUUGUCAAAGAGAUCUCGCAUCUUGUUCCCCGUCUUCCUGACACUGUGCCUGGUCCCGACCCCAAUGACAACAAGAUCCUUUGUCUUCUCUCCUCCAAGCCAUCGGAGGAUGACACCACUGCAUCUCUAUUCAAUCGCCGUUUUGAUGUACUCUUUGGAGAAGACUGCCGGAAUGAUGCAGGGCGAAUGAUUUAUGUGAGACGAGGAGAGGAUGGGAUGGAUCUUGUUGUGACUUACCUGAAUUCCAUCCAAUGGGAGUCAGACAACAAUCUGCUUGGAAUCGCGCCCAUCAAACUCGAGCAGAUGGUCACCGAGCUACGGCAUCUCUGCUCGACCGGGAACCCACCAAGCGAGAAACCAAAGGGAAAGAAAGCUCCUGGACCACGUCCACUCACAGAUCUCGAACGUCUUGCAGACGCAAUCCUUGACACAGCAACAGGGAAGAAGGGCAGAGGGAAGAAGAAGGCAGCGACCACUACUACGAACGCCAGUAGCGACAAUGACAGCGAUUAUCUGCCACGAGCGCCAAACAAUGCAUCGGAGGAGGAGGAGGAUGACUUUGAGCUCACGGAGAUUGAAGAUCUAGGGCUUCCGACACCUCGGCGCCCUCAAAAACAUCUAUUGGUCGAUGGAAAGGCAGCGCCAGCACCAUCUAAACGAGCCAAAAAGAUGGGUGCUGCGGCAAAGACUGGUCCUGCAGUCGAGGUCAUUGAUAUUGACGAGGACGAGGAUGACAAUCUAGCGCCUGGGCUAGGAGGGAAGCAGGGCCCGAAGUCUGACACCCUCACCCACUUCCGACCACCGCGUGCAAUCAUUGCUACCGGAGGCAGUCAUAGAUGGGAGUUUGUGUGUCUCCACUGCGGUGAAAUGCUGAGGGCGCGCUCACAAGUGAAUCUACUAUGA
Messenger RNA from Mycena citricolor, 1041 nucleotides. Lineage: Eukaryota; Fungi; Basidiomycota; Agaricomycetes; Agaricales; Mycenaceae. The record is from the annotation of a GenBank genome assembly.